This is a messenger RNA of Neltuma alba, 501 nucleotides long. RefSeq names its product PLAT domain-containing protein 3-like. The transcript is spliced from 2 exons. Bases 1 to 501 code for a protein of 166 amino acids. The record is from RefSeq and is a predicted model, not a curated record. NCBI's taxonomy places the organism in Eukaryota, Viridiplantae, Streptophyta, Magnoliopsida, Fabales, Fabaceae. Gene Ontology annotation, molecular function: protein binding.
AUGGCUCUCAGAGUUAUUGCAUUGUCUUCCCUUGUCUUUCUUCUCUCGCUCAUCAGCUUCGCUGCAAUGGCUACAUCUGCGAAGUGUGCGUACGUUGUACGAGUGAAGACGGGAGAUGUCCAAGAUGCAUCAACAGACUCCAACAUCAGCCUCAAGUUAAACACAUCUUCCGGCAAUGGAUUUUCCGUCGACUACCUCGAAGAUUGGGGCAUAAUGGAACCCGGUCACAACUACUUCGAGCAGGGCAAACUCGACGUCUUCAGCGGCACCGGCCCUUGCCUCGAUCUUUGCGCCAUCACUGUCGUCUCCGAUGGGAGAGGGACAUACCCAGGGUGGUACUCGGAUUACGUGGAGAUCGACGUCGUAGGAUGUUACAAAUCUACCAAGGUAGCCUUCCCGCUGAACCAGUGGCUGGAUCCGACCGCAGGCUAUAAUCUCUAUGCCAAAGUCAACUUAUGCUCCAAUUUCUUUCGUUUGAGGCCCAUUCUCUCUUUUGUGUAA